AUGGCGCGAAUACUGCAAGGCAAUCUGCACAGGAGCAGGUUGGCCCACGAUCUUCUACCGCAAUUCGUCGCGGAGGAGAAAGUGGAUAUCCUCUUGAUAAGUGAGCAGUAUAGGGACCGCGACACACCAAGUUGGGUGUCGAACGACGCAAAAACUGCCGCCGUCUGGAUGCCCAGGCGUAAAAUCGCGGACAUGGAAAAAGGGGACGAUUACGUGCGGGUAAGGGUGGGUCGCAUCACUUGCUUCAGCGUGUAUCUGUCACCGAACCUAACCGCGGCCGAUUUUACAGCAAGAUUAGGGGCGCUCGAGGACGCCAUUAGAGACGUGUCAGGUGAACUCGUGAUCGGGGGUGAUUUCAACGCGAGGGCCGUAGAAUGGGGUAUGUCAGCUACAAAUAGGAGAGGCAGGGCCAUCCUUGAAAUGGCAGCUAGACUAAAUUUGGUAGUAGCGAACGAGGGUAACACUACUACCUACCGUAGACCAGGUUAUGGGGAAUCCAUACCGGAUAUAACCUUCGUGAGCGAAAUGACGAUACACAAAAUAAGAGACUGGCGCGUCACGGAGGAAUAUACAGCAAGCGACCACCAGUAUAUUCUCUUUAACAUCAACGAAGAAUCCGCGAGCACAGCAAGUAGGAAUCAAGACCGGAUGCCAAGAUGGAACACCAGACGGAUGGACCGAGAAGUACUCCAGGAGGUGAUCCAAAGUGCGGAACUCCCAUCCAGCGGACUACCGCACGAAUUAAUUGGACGAGAAAGAGCUAUGACGCUAGUAGAAAGAACUACUAAGGUAACUAUGCCUAGGGUGUCCAGCAGUCACCAGAGGCGACCAGUUUACUGGUGGACGGAUGAAAUCGAGGAGCUAAGAAGAGAAAGCCUCAAAGCCAGAAGAAGAGCCCAAAGGAAACAUAACCGUCCUGAAGCUCCAGAUCUGGAUAAGAAGCACGAAGAGGCGCGCAAAGAACUCAGAGACGCGAUCAAAGCAAGCAAACGUAGGUGCUGGAGCAGGAUUAUCGACGAGGCAGAGAAUGACCCAUUUGGAAAGGGAUACGUUAUCGUAACGAGGAAGAUAGGCGAAAUGCGGCGAACGGAACCGAUGGAGGCAGUUGCGAUUGAGAAAAUAAUUGACAAACUCUUCCCCACCCACCCCAUCAGACUUGAAAAAGACGAGACGAACGGACCGACAGACGAGAUCCCCCUGUUUACCGAGGGUGAGCUCAUCGCGGCAACUUCUUCCCUGAAAAGCGGUAGAGCACCGGGACUGGAUAGCAUUCCCGCGGAAAUACUCAAGGCUGUUGCUACACAGCAGCCUGAGUUGCUCCUGGAAAUGUACAAUCAGUGCCUCGUGUAG
Messenger RNA from Nasonia vitripennis (jewel wasp), 1350 nucleotides. RefSeq lists its product as uncharacterized. The coding region runs from base 1 to 1350 and encodes 449 amino acids. Gene Ontology annotation, molecular function: catalytic activity. The record is from RefSeq and is a predicted model, not a curated record. Lineage: Eukaryota; Metazoa; Arthropoda; Insecta; Hymenoptera; Pteromalidae. The transcript has a single exon.